This is a messenger RNA of Dromaius novaehollandiae (emu), 2894 nucleotides long. RefSeq names its product AN1-type zinc finger protein 5-like. Gene Ontology annotation, molecular function: zinc ion binding; DNA binding. The transcript has 6 exons. NCBI's taxonomy places the organism in Eukaryota, Metazoa, Chordata, Aves, Casuariiformes, Dromaiidae. Bases 483 to 1103 code for a protein of 206 amino acids. The record is from RefSeq and is a predicted model, not a curated record.
CCGCCCCGCGUAGGCCGCGAAGCCGCGGCCUCGCUUUACCCGCGGGCGGGCAGCGGGGGGCGCCUGGGCGGCGGGGGAAACUGAGGCACCGGGCGGACCCCCCCCCCCCCCCCCCCCCGCCGUCCCGCGGCUCCGGCGGCGCCAGGCCUCCCCCGGCGCCAUCCCCCGCCCGCCCAACCGCCCCGGGCCUCGGAGCCAGCGCCGCCGCCGGGGAGCGGCUCCCCGCGGGGCCCCGGAGCAUCCUCGCCGCCAGGGCCGGGCGGGCGCCUUUGGCCUCGCUGCUCUUCCCUUCGGGCCGGGUUCGGGCCCCGCUCGGGCAGGAGGCCGCGGCGGCGGCGCUGGGCAGGAAGCAGCCGGAGCUGCUCAGCCGCGAGGUGACUUGCCCGGGGCCUGGGCUCCCGCAGCCGGGGAGGCCGGGGAGCGGCUCGGAGCGGCGGACGCAAGCACUGGGCCCCGCCGCUUGGCUCCUUGGAGGAGGAAGGAUGGCCCAGGAGACAAAUCAAACCCAGGUUCCUCUGUUGUGUACCACGGGCUGUGGAUUUUAUGGCAGCCCCCGGACCAACGGGAUGUGCUCCGUUUGCUAUAAGGAAUUUCUACAGAGACAACAGAGCAGUGACCGGAUAAGCCCCCCAGCCAAUGGUCCCAACAACAGCCCUGUGGCUUCGGACUCAAUUGCAGGGCCGUGCGCAGAGGGAGAGUCCACGCCUGAGGAUGUGGAAGCCAGUGCUCAGACGCCUGUGACCCACCAGAUGACGGCCAUGAGCAUAUCCAGAGAAGAAAGCAGCAAUGAGACAGAGAGAUUCGUUAAGACAGAAGAAGCCUCAUCAGCAUCUUCCUCGUCAGGUACCCUCCUUGAAAUAUCCCAGAACACAGCCGAGGACAAGAUGGCUUCAGAAAAGAUGAAACAGAAGAAGAACCGCUGCUUCACUUGCCGGAAGAAGAUAGGGUUAACUGGCUUUGACUGCCGCUGCGGGAACCUGUUCUGUGCCGUGCACCGGUACUCGGACAUGCACGCCUGCCCCUACGACUACAAGGCAGAAGCAGCUGAGAAAAUCCGCAAGGAGAACCCCAUCAUCGUAGCUGAGAAGAUCCAAAAGUUGUGAAGGAGGCUGAGCAGCUCGAACCACAGCCACGUGGCCUGGUGCUCCUCCCCUUCCUCCCAGCCUUCCUCCUCUUCCUCCCAACCCCGUCAAUGGCCUGAUGGUGCCUCCAGCAGCAGACGUGAAUCUACACCCAGAGAUGGAGAAUCCUCACAGCUCUUCGGCAGAGAUUUGGGGCUCCUUCUCUCCCUUCCUCUCUGUCCUACAGCUGCUGCUCAGUCGAUCCAUUUUUGACCAACUUCCAAAAGGAGAAGGGAUGGUCACUGCUCCACCCACCGCCAGAGCGGAGACCUUUGGACUUGUCUUCCAACAGGGCGGUUUGCGCAGCGCGGGCGGCAGGGCUCCGCCGGGCAGCCUGUCCGUGCGGCCGGCGGCUCUGCCUUCUGCAAACCUCCCGGGCCUAGCCAGCGUCCCGAGCUGUCCCCAUGCUUGUUCCCUCUGCCCCGUUGUCUGGGGCAGAUGCAGAAACGGGAGCCGAGGAGUCCCGGCGGCGAGUCUACCCUCUGCUCCGCCUGAGGCGUCCCAUCUCGGAUGCAGGAAAGGGGAUUCGGUAGUUUUAACGCCCCAAAUACCCCCCGCUUCCCUUUGAGAAGCUGUUGGAGCAGUUGGAUCGUCAAGCAGCGGAGCACUGACAGCAACGUUCCUCUGUGGCUCGCGGUGGCACAGACCCGCUCAGCCGCAAGUCGGGACCUUUAAGAAAGCACCACCGCGUGCCUCCCGCCUCUCGCCGCGGGGCCUGCUCCUUCCGCGGACGUGGCUGGCCCGAGGGCCACCCUCGCACCAGCCUCCUGGGGCUUUGAACGCUCCCCCCUCGCCCCCCACGUAACCGCUGGCCCCUUCCCAAGCGAGGCCGGGUGGAACGGGGCCGGAGCCGGCGCUCGGGCGGCCUCUCCUCUCCCCUUCACUCCCCACCUUCUGCCUUACGUGAUUCUUUCUGAUCAGGGUUGCGCACGAGGCUUAGACCAGCAAACCUCUAACCUUCCCUGCCCGCGCGCGAGUCCCGGAGACCCGUUUCCCCCGCCGCAGACCUCGCUGAUAUUCAGCGGGAGUCCCUCUUUCCUACGAGCGUGUUUACUCCGGAAGCGCAGAGGCUCCUGGGGUGCACCGAAAGCCAAGCGGGGGGCUCUGGGGUCCACAAAAAGGCACACAGAGGGUCUGGGGCUCUUUGGUCUUGUUCCUAAGCCUAGCUUUGGCUGCGGGCUGAGCCUUGGAGAAGACCCUCAGCAGCAGCAGCCCGGUUGGAUAAAUAGCAAGGGAAAAAGCUUUUUGCAGCCUCCCCCUUCUUUUUGCAGCCCCGCAGCAGCAGGAGCUCCAGGCUUCGCGUCUCGCCUAACCCUCGGCUCAGCCCUAACCGCAGCCUGGGGGAAAAGGGUCUCGGGGAGAAACCUUCUGGCAGGGCUCGGGUCUCCCCCUGCGCCCCCCCGGCUUUUCCUGGGCUUCCCUCCGGGCUCUUCUCCCCGGGACGCCCGGCAGCGAGGCCGCGAUGGCUCGCGCUCACCAGCACAGAGCUCCGGAUGGGUCCCAGGAGAAAACAGCAGCCUCUGCCCCACUUUUAACCAUCCCACGUGUUUUAAGCGUUUCCUUCGCUAUCAGCUCGUGUCGCGGCCGCAGAGAGCUGUUAACGCGCGGGGCCGAAGCAUCGGCAUCAGGAAAGCGGUGCGCGAAGUUCGCGGGCUGGCGGGGAGGGACGGGGGGGCGACUUGUGCCGCCAGCCGCUCCUCCGCCGCCUCCCGUUCUAUUUUUCUUAGUACGAAACCAGAUCUGUAAAUAUUAAUAUAUUCUAGUUUGCUUGGA